AUGCCACCGAAGUCUCUCUAUUUCGUGCGUCACGCACAAGGCGAACACAAUGCACAGCACGACGACAGCAUUUCCGAUGCAAUCUUGACGCCUCAUGGGAAGUCGCAAUGCUGCGAUCUCAAGGCAUCGUUCUCGCACCAUGACUCCGUGGAACUGAUUGUUUCAUCACCAUUACGCCGUGCACUUCAGACUGCUGUCCAUGCAUUUACGCCUGCUUUACAAAGAGGCGAGGUGAAAUUACUUUUGCAGCCCUUGGCUCAGGAGAUGAACGCAUAUGCCUGUGACAUCGGUACCGACAGAGACGAAUUGGAGAAGCAAAUUAGAACUGGGCAGCUCUGGGAUCCAGAAAUUGGCGUCGCUAGCGAGAAGGUCGACUUUAGCGCGGUCGAGGAGGGCUGGAACAGCAAAGAAGGAAGAUGGGCACCCGACAGAGCCACUGUGCAGAAGCGUGCUGCAAAACUGCGCUCAUGGCUCUACAACCGCAAGGAAGAAACUGUAGUUGUGGUCUCGCAUGGUGGGUUCCUCCAUGCACUGACAGAAGACUGGAGCGGCUUUAACGCCACCGUUGGAACUGGAUGGCAGAACUGUGAGAUCAGGGAGUUCGUCUUCACGGAGAAGUCGACACACAGCAGUGCGCAUGUUGUCGAGAAAGGCGUUGAGGCGCCGGCAUCGAACGGCGAAAAGAAAGAGCCCCAUGUCGUUAAGGAA
Messenger RNA from Aureobasidium pullulans EXF-150, 708 nucleotides. RefSeq names its product PGAM-domain-containing protein. The transcript has 4 exons. The record is from RefSeq and is a predicted model, not a curated record. The annotation marks the transcript as partial. NCBI's taxonomy places the organism in Eukaryota, Fungi, Ascomycota, Dothideomycetes, Dothideales, Saccotheciaceae. Gene Ontology annotation, cellular component: cytoplasm. Gene Ontology annotation, molecular function: phosphatase activity.